AUUGAUGUGUCGUCAAUCAGCUGUUUGUUGCUGAGCUGUCUGCUCGCUGCUAUUUAUUGUUUCUUUCGUAUUGUUAUCUUUAUUUUCACUGCAUUACAUGUUAACGCCAGUGCCAAGCAAACGGAUUUUUCAUAAAUCAAGAGCAAUACUAAUUCUAGAACAAUGAAGGGUUCGAAGGGCUCCAGCGAUAUCAAGUCGGAUGAUUAUCGUCUCGUCGCCAACGGCACGAAGCCUCCAGACAUUAAGUAUGAAAAAGAAAAUUCAUGGGUGGCUGGUGUGCAAAUGUUUUUGUCGUUUUUACUCGCCGGUUUCGGGAUGGUGGCAGCAAGUCUGCUACUCGACUAUGUGCAACACUGGACCGUGUUCAAGAAAGUAUCGGAAGUGUAUAUUUUAGUGCCUGCACUCCUCGGGUUGAAGGGUAACUUAGAAAUGACACUAGCAUCGAGACUCUCCACGCACGCACAUCUCGGACACUUAGAAACCAGUUUGGGCUCAUUGGUGAUGGGAAAUUUGUGUUUAAUACAGUGUCAAGCAGUUCUUGUUGGAUUCUUAGCAGCCUCUGCGGCUGUUGCUAUGGGCUGGAUACCCAAAGGCCAGUUUGAUAUCCACCAUGCACUGUUAUUGUGUGCAUCAAGUGUUCUCACGGCAUCAUUCGCUAGUUUCGUACUUGGAUUAAUCAUGAUAGGUGUUGUUGUUGUGUCUAGGAAGAUAAAUAUAAAUCCAGACAACAUUGCCACACCUAUAGCCGCUAGCCUGGGUGAUUUAACAACCUUGGCACUGUUGUCUUGGAUAGCUUCUCAUUUGUAUUUGUCUAUUGGCACAAGCGUAAUACUGCCAACUAUUAUUAUCAUCGCUGGUGCAGUUGUCGUGCCUCUUUGUGGUUACAUUGCUUGGAAAAACAACUUCACUAGACAGGCUCUAGAUGAAGGAUGGGUUCCUGUUGUGUCUGCAAUGGUCAUAAGCAGUGCCGGUGGACUAAUAUUGGACUACACAGUGUCCAAAUAUGACGGGAUAGCAGUGUACCAACUAGUCAUAAAUGGUAUAGGAGGCAACAUGGUAGCAGUUCAUGCAUCAAGGAUGUCAACAUCACUACAUACUGGGGAGAAGGAAGGGUCAGCUAUCAGUAACACUACCAAAUUGCUCCUUUUAAUGGUAAUACCAGGACAGUUAAUAUUCAUUUAUACCAUAGGCUACCUGAGGGCUGGCCACACUUCCAUGACCCCUACAUUUAUAUUCUUCUACAUGUCUGCUGCUAUGUUGCAAGUGUUCUUAUUGUUACUUAUUAGUCAUUACAUGGUGUUGUUUAUGUGGAAGCUAGGUAUGGACCCUGACAACUCAGCCAUACCUUAUCUGACUGCAUUGGGAGAUUUACUAGGUACUGCAUUACUAGGUGUAGCUUUCAGGGUCUUGGAUAUGAUUGAUGAUGAUGAUGCAGACUUAGGAGAAUGAUCUAUUCAUUCUCCUAACUCUGCAUUAUCAUCACUAAUCAUUAUCUAUACUUAUUUGCAGAAAUAUUGUUAUAUUUUUGCUGUAUUGUUAAUAAAUAAAUAGUAAGAAUUUUGUAUCAUAUCAACUACUAUGUAUUCUAAUGUGAUUGUUAGUAUUUGGAAUUUUGUUAUCUUUAGUAACUUAGGUUUCAGUUCAAAAUUAUGUGGCAUUAUCCAUGCUCAAUUGGUUAGUCACAUUUUAUUGCAAACAACCUUGUGAUAGGCAUGUGCACACAAUUAUAUUACUUUAAGGUAAUUUAAAUGCUUAAAUAAAAUGAUAAUAAAACAUUUUCCUCAAGUUUGGGAUUAUAUUUUAAAGUGUCUUCAUUAAAAUUCAAGUAGGACCACUAAAUAAAUGUAAUUUAAAAUGUAACUGAACAGUUUCAAAAUCCUAGGUUCUUAUAAAUUUUGAUAUCUAGAUAACCCCUUUUAUUUUAUGUAAUUAUUUGUUUUUCCAAUAUAUAUAGAAGACAUGGUUUAUGUAAUACAAUGUAAUUAACUUCUUCAUAACAUAAUAGUUUGUAAGUCUCACAAAAGUCUAUAAUUUGUGCCAUGGAACUUUGUGUACCUACUUCAGAGAUUUUUACACUCUAGGACCAAAAAUUCGGAAUUGACUUUAUUUAUAAAAGACAUGCUGUAAAAAUAGCACCUUCAGUAUUCUAAUUUUGCUUGUAAAGUUAAAUUAUUACUUUUGGUAAUAUAAUAAUUUAUUUUUAAAAGAUGACUAAUAAAUAAUAGUAAAUAUUGGUGCUAUUCUCUGUAAGUACUUAUUUUUUUAAGUAAAAUAAGAUGCAAUAUUAAGACAGUCUAAAAUAUGUACUUUUUAAACAGAGGCUUUUAAGAUAAACGCUUUGAAGUGUU
Messenger RNA from Ostrinia furnacalis (Asian corn borer), 2348 nucleotides. RefSeq names its product solute carrier family 41 member 1. Gene Ontology annotation, biological process: monoatomic cation transport. Gene Ontology annotation, molecular function: monoatomic cation transmembrane transporter activity. Lineage: Eukaryota; Metazoa; Arthropoda; Insecta; Lepidoptera; Crambidae. The coding region runs from base 163 to 1449 and encodes 428 amino acids. The record is from RefSeq and is a predicted model, not a curated record. The transcript is spliced from 2 exons. Gene Ontology annotation, cellular component: plasma membrane.